Sipha flava (yellow sugarcane aphid) is the source of this 1372-nucleotide messenger RNA. RefSeq lists its product as uncharacterized. The transcript has 2 exons. Bases 125 to 880 code for a protein of 251 amino acids. NCBI's taxonomy places the organism in Eukaryota, Metazoa, Arthropoda, Insecta, Hemiptera, Aphididae. The record is from RefSeq and is a predicted model, not a curated record.
CGUCCGAGUCCGCGAGCACUGGUCAUCCAUACGUACGUGUCGUUUCAAGAACUUUUCGUCGCGGUCCGAAAUCACAUAACCGCGCACGGCUGAAACACGUCGGAAAACGGUUUCCAUUACUCGCAUGAUCAUGACGCCGAUCGCGAUCGUCACCUGCGCCGCCGUGCUGUGGUCGUGCGCCCUCACCGCCGCCGCAUCGUCCGCCCUGGAUGCCGUCGCCCUAGGCAAUCAAGUCGUUCCCGAAGGACCUAGCCUGUCCGAGAUCACCAAGGUCAUCGAAACCCAAGGGUUCCAGUCCUCCGGCACGUUGUUCGAGUUGCUCGGCUCCUGGAUGAUCGACGGUUCCGUAGAAGGUCGGGGCAAAAAGCAGAAACCGAUGAAGAUGGCCAUGGCGAUGGUCGGGGCCGCGGCCGGCGGCAUGAUGAUGAUGAAGGCGAUGGGCGCGAUCAAGCUGUUCAUCAUUCACUCGUUCCUGGUCACCAAGCUGGGGCUGAUCAUCGGGUUGUACCUGCUGCUGUGCAAGAUGAUGGAGAUGAAGCAGGCGCCGGCCAAGAAGGUGAUCAAAUGGGUUUCGGCGCCGCCGCACUUCGACGAGCACCCGGCCCCGAUGUCCAUGAUGGGCGGCCCUUACCCCGAGUCGCAGCAGUCCUCGUACGCGGAGGAACAACACAUGGAUCAGCAGCACCAGCAGCCGGCCGCCGACCAGUACGGACCGCCGCCCCAGCAGCAGUACAUGCAUACCGGUGAUUUCGGCGGCGGCGGCGGCGGCGGCGGCGACAUGCAGGCCCAUUACUCGCACGUGAGCCCGGUCACGUACCGGCCGGUCCUCAACCGCGGUCAGUCGGACGGCAAGUCCGGUCCGGCCGGGCGGAUACAGUGACCGGCGACCGAACGGCCUUAACACGGUUUCCGCGGGCCGUCCUCAUCCGUCUGGCCGUUCGGGUAGUUUUUUACGCCGCCCGCGUCGUCCUGUCAUUACUCUCGCCCCGGUACGACACGUCCGACCGAUCGGUUUACACCCCACCGUCGUACUACAUCGUAUCGAUAAUAUAUUAUUUAUUUGUUUAUUUAUUCGUCUAUUCGUUUCCGCGUUCGAUUUUACGUUUUGCUCGAAACAACAUAAUAAUAACAGGUAUUUUUUAGAAAAAAACACGAUAAAUUGUCGUUUUCGUCUUUUUUUUUUUUUUUUAUUAUUAUAUAAACGUGAAAAUAUACAAUACAAUUCUUAUGGCGGUUCGUGGUUUUUUGUUUUCCUUUUGCCGACAAACCUUUUCGGCGUUUACCGGUAACGUAUACGCUAUAACGAUAUGUUUUAUGUACUUGGGACAUUCAUGGCGGUGUGAUGUGUUUAUGGUAUAAAAAGAAAAAAAAA